Molecule: messenger RNA, 1635 nt
Organism: Colletotrichum tamarilloi
Lineage: Eukaryota; Fungi; Ascomycota; Sordariomycetes; Glomerellales; Glomerellaceae
Product: oxysterol-binding protein
Exons: 8
Coding region: 1-1635 (544 amino acids)
Biological process (GO): exocytosis; piecemeal microautophagy of the nucleus; endocytosis
Cellular component (GO): intracellular membrane-bounded organelle; membrane; cortical endoplasmic reticulum
Molecular function (GO): sterol binding
Source: RefSeq, a predicted model, not a curated record
AUGGGUUUGGUCCAUGUGCCAGGAAGACGCUCCAGAGCCUCCAGCCUCACUAGCAAUCGCUCGAGCAUCGACGAGGCCAGAGGCGCUGCUGAAGAUGACGACACGACUGUGGUCGAGGCCGACCAGGGCAACGUGCUCGGCCACAUCAUCUCCCAGCUUCGUCCGGGAGCUGACUUGAGUCGCGUUGUUUUGCCAACCUUCAUUCUUGAGCCCCGUAGUAUGCUCGAGAGGAUUACAAACUUCAUGUGCCACCCCGAAAUGCUCCUCCCUAUACCCGAGAUCGACGACCCUGUACUACGAUUCGUCUCCGUUGUCAAGUUCUACCUCAGUGGAUGGCAUAUUAAACCACCAGGAGUGAAGAAACCCCUGAACCCGAUCCUCGGCGAGGUUUUCUCCUGCUACUGGGAUCUGCCCGAUAACACCAGGGCAUACUACAUCUCCGAGCAAACAUCGCAUCACCCUCCCAAGUCUAGCUACUUCUACAUGGUCCCCGAGCACAACAUCCGUGUUGAUGGCACACUCAAGCCCAGGAGCAAGUUCCUCGGAAACUCGGCGGCGAGCUUGAUGGAGGGCACAGCGGUCUUGUCGUUCCUGAAUAGGGGCAAGGUCAAGACAAAGGGCGAACGAUAUAUCUUGACACAGCCAAACAUGUACGCUCGAGGCAUUCUCUUUGGAAAGAUGAAGUAUGAGCUUGGAGACCACAGCUUUGUCCGGUGCCCAGAGCUCGAUUUGGUCGCCGACAUUGAGUUCAAGGUGAAGGGCUGGGUCAGCGGUACCUAUAAUGCGAUUGGUGGCUCAAUCAAGCAUGAGAGCACAGGCGAGGUCCUUUACGAGCUCUCGGGCUUUUGGAACGAUGAGAUGUUUGUCAAGGAUGUCAAGACCGGUCAUAAGGAGAUGUUCUUCAACGCUAGACGGUCGAAGCCCAGCAGUCCCCUGGUGCGGCCAAUCGAAGAGCAGGAUGAGCGCGAAUCUCAGAAGCUUUGGGCACCGACAGCUCAGGCCGUAAAGGAUCGCAACCAUGAGCUUGCGACGGACGAGAAGACCAAGGUUGAGGACAGACAACGCGAGGAACGCGAGACAAGAGCUCGCGAAGGCGUUGAAUGGAAGCCUAGGCUUUUCAGAGCUGUUCAGGGCGGCCCGGGUGGUCCUGAAGAGGGCGAGGAGGAGCUGGAGUGGAUCAUCAAUGCUCACAUUGACCACACGAACCCAGAGAAGCAGACUGAGCAAAUUUUGGCCAUAUACCCUAUUCUUCCGGGCCAGAAGCCUUCUACGACAAACGCCAUUCCUCCCCACAAGCCCUCUGCGACAGCAGAGGCCCCAGCCCCGGCCCCGGCCUCCGCUCCGAUCGCCCAGCAACAUGUUGGAGGCAAUGACUUGAUCGAUUUCGGCGACGCGCCAGCUACCACUCCGGCAGCCCCAACAGCAACUGCGCCUGCUGUUCAGCCACCAAGCGGUAUUCCUCCGGCAGCUCAGGAGGCGCGGAGUGGAUCCAAGGACAUCGAAGGGAUGCUCAACAGCACCGGAACGCAAGCAAAAGAGGGACCAUUGAUGGACUUCACAGACAUGAAGAAGAGCGUACCGCCGCUGAAGAGAGCCGAUGAGAGUAACGACAGCUUCCAUGAUGCUUUGGAGUAG